Messenger RNA from Prorocentrum cordatum, 5900 nucleotides. The record is from the annotation of a GenBank genome assembly. NCBI's taxonomy places the organism in Eukaryota, Dinophyceae, Prorocentrales, Prorocentraceae.
CGACCGGCAGGGGCCGGGAAAGGCGGCCGCAGGCGCGGCAAGCGGAGUGAGGCGGCGAUCGAGACCAGGCGCAGGGUACUCCAGUACAAGCACGACCUGAGGGAGACUGGCAACAAGCUCAGUGACCUCGCGCACAUCGAGGACCAUCCGUCGGAGAACUCAUCAGACGUCGUCGAGAGAGCGCAGAAGGAAGUCCUCGGCAGGAGCUCGCCGAGAGACACGCUGUCAAGCAUGGACGAGCAGGUUCGGCAGCAGUUCGAACUGCUGAGGCAGGAGUUCGCGGCUCAAAUAAGCCAGGCCGCCGACGAGAUGAGGAGGCUGGAGAACGAGAAUCAGCGGCUUCAGCAGCAGGUGGCAGGAGGCCUCGCGGCAAUCCCGCAGGCAAUCGAGCGGAUGGGCGAGCAGAUCCGGGGCGCGUCGAGUAUGAGCACAGCCGCUCACGGUCUCGUCGACACGAAGGGGAUCGGCAAGCCCACGACGAUGGGCGACGAUCAAGAGAAGUUCGGCGCUUGGAAUCGCAAGAUGGAGAACUACGUGAUCGGCGUGUACGGAGAGAGUUUUCGUCCCGUUCUUCGGUGGGCUGCAGAAGCCGAACGCCCCGUGACGAUCGCGGGGGCUCAGGCGGCGCACGACGGAGUGCCAGAGCUGGAGACAAAGGUCAACCAGCUGUACGCGGCGCUGAUCAGCACGACGGCGGACGGGAGCGAGAGCAACGACCUCGUGACGGGCGCUCCCGAUGGGAACGGUCUCGAAGCCUGGCGGAAGCUCCACCGCAGGUGGGAUCCGACGACAGGUCCGAGGAAGAGGCUGAUCCUGAGGUCGAUCAUCUCGCCUCCGAAGUGCAGCGCGGACGAGCUGGGAUCCGCCUUAGAGAAGUGGAUCCAGCAGAUAGGCAGGUACGAACGCCGCCAAGGAGAAGAUGGUCUAGCCGAGCUGCCGGAGGAUAUCAAGAUGGCGGCUCUCGAGAUGCUCAUGCCUCAGGACAUCGAGAACCACCUCGUCCUCAACAAGCAUCGGCUCGAAACGUUCCAGGACAGUCUGAACGAGGUGAUGACGAUCGUGGAGGCUCGGACCGGCGUGAAGAUCAAGGCUGCAGGCAGCCUGGAGGAGGAGCCUGAAGCGGAGGUCGCCGCUCUGGACAUGGGCAGUCUGGACUGCCUGGAGCUCGCCAGCGGCAGCGGCCGCGGCGUAGCGGCGGUCGAUCUCUCUCCCUUCGCGCAGGACGACUGGAUGAAGUUCAACUGGGACAGCGGCGCAGCUAUCUCAGCAUUCCCUCGGAGCUUCGCACCGCCGACGGGAAUGAAGGGCAACGGCAGCACGUAUCGCACGGCCAGUGGUGAGCUCGUCCCGGACGAGGGCAGCUUGCAGCUCAAGGCGGAGGACGAGUACGGAGUGCUACGAGCGCUCAAGGGACGCGUGACGAACGUGCACAAGCCGUUGAUCUCGGUGGGGCAGGCAGCAGGAGCUGGACAGUGUUCAUUCCUGGGCCGCAAUGGCGGCUGGAUAUUCCACGAGAAGAGCCCAAUCGGCAAGCGCGUGGUAGGCAUGCUCGAGAAGGAGGCGAAGGCGGCGAAGCACCAGAUGCUGCCGGUCUAUCGCGAGCAGGGCGUCUACAACUUCUACCUCAAGAAGGGCCAACAUGGCUCGGUUGCUCCUCUCGAGGAGGGACUUUCGGCGAAGUCGAAGUCCGAGCUGGUGGAGCUCCUCAACGGCAAGUCGAAGGAGGAGCUGCUGGAGAUCCUCGAGAAGACAGACGACGAGACAGCGGUGCCGGUGGUCUCGUCCGACUACGCCUUCAUGGGCCAGGACGACGCGGACACCAUGCCGAUGCUGGUCCUUAGGGAUCGGCGCUCGAAGAUGAUGGCGGCGACAUUCGUGGAGAAGAAGGGCGACGACGCCUACGCCAUCAAGUUCUUCGCACGCUUCUUGCGGAUCCUGGGCUACAGGAAGAUCGUCAACAAGUCCGACGGCGAGCCAGCGAUCCUGCUGGUCAAGAGGCGCGCGGUGGAGGAGGUUCCUGGCCUCGAGGCCAUUCCCCAGGAGUCGGCACCGGCCGAUCAUCAGGCCAAUGGGGAGAUUGAGGUCACGGUGCGCGAGAUCAAGAAGCAGGUGCGGGCGCUCAAGAUGGACCUGGAGUCCAAGCUGGGCGUCAAGGUGGAGGACAAGCACCCGGUGCUAGCGCACCUGCCGGAGCACGCCGCAUCGGUAAUCAACCGAUACCGGCGUGGCCAGGACGGCAAGACCGCUCUUCAGCGGCUCACGGGACGGCAGUGGAGGAAGCCGGUCCCGCUCUUCGGUGAACGCUUGAUGGCGCGGUUCGCCGGGGAACGCGUGAGGAAGAACGCGCUGGAGGAGCAGAUGGUGGAGGCUCGCUACAUCGGCCACCACCCGCGCGACGGCUCGAUGAUGGUCAUCACGAGCGACGGCGCGAAGAAGGCGGUCGGCUUCCGCAGCCUGCCGCAGAGCGAGAAGUGGAUCACGGCGGGCUGGGAUGGCCUGAAGGGCCUGCCGUGGGACGUGGCUCCGCGUGCGGCGAGCGCGCCGCGGGCCAUCGUCGGACCUGGAGAGGCGCCUAGGAGGAUGUACGUCCUCAAGGCGGACAUCGAGCGGCUGGGCGCAACGCCGGGAUGCCCAGGGUGCGUCUCGAUCGCUAAGCACGGCCGGGUGCUGGCUGGCCACGCGCACAACGCGGCGUGCAGCAAGAGGAUCUUCGAAGCGCUGGACGCGGAGGAGGCAGGCCGGGAGAGGACCGGCCAGUAUCGAGAGCGGAGGCAGGGCCAAGAGGCCAGAGUCCGACCGGCGGCAUCGGCCGCGGCAGGGACCCCUCCGCCGAAGACGGCUCGGAGGAUCACCGAGCCGGUGGCAGCGGCGGCAGCGGCAUCGGCCGCGCCGGCCGCGACCCGCUCGGCAGCAGCGCCAGCCGUGGCAGCCGCGGCGGCGCGCCUGCGAGAGAGCCAGCCGGUAGCACCGGGCUUCGGCGUGGCGGCUCCUUCAGGAGGAGCGAGCUCCAUUUCGGGAGCGGCGCGAGCGGCAGAGGCCGCCGCGGAUGUCGACAUGACCGCGGCUAGGUCGCGGCUGAAGCGCUCGGCAGAGGUGGCCCCGGAUGACGUGCCGGAGGCCCUCGAGCGCGGUGAUCCACAGCCGGCAGACGUGCCGGUACCGGUGGACAUGGAGGAUCUCGCGGCGCAGCCGGCGCCGGCGGAAGGACCUCAGCUGCCAGCUGGAGUGGCAGUCGUGUGGAACGCCAGUGAGGGGAGGCACAUGCGGGUGCUCGCCCUCGAUGUGGCGUCGAUCGAGCUGGUUGAGCUCGGAGUGCUGACGAGAGCGAAGGCGGAGUUGCUCCCGCUCGUUCGCGAACAGGUCAGUGGCCAUUGGGCCAGCGCCGGCGUGGACAUCGCCGACGAAGAGGUGGACAGCAUCGCCCUAUCGGCGUUGCAGCUGGGCGCCGUGGACGUGGCCGAGGUGUACUCGCCACAUCGGUUCUCGGCUCGGGCAGCGGAAUUUCAGCUGCGCCCGGGCUUCGCGGCGGACCUGGAGGAACUCAAGGAGGACGGGACGCCGUGGGACUUGCGGCGCCCCGAAGAUGUCAAGGAGCUCGAGAAGCAGCAGGAGCGGAUGGAUCCCAUCCUGCUCACGGGGCCCCCUCCAUGCGAGAAGUUCAGCUUGCUGAGGGGCCUGAGCGCCAAGUUCAGGACCGAUGAGCAGGGGGCGGCUGAGAUGGAGGAAGCCAGACACCACCUGAAGGUGGCAGUCGACGCCUAUUGGCGUCAGCUCAGGAAGCCAGGCAGGUACUUCUUGCAUGAGCAUCCCUGGAGCGCGCGAUCGUGGAAUGAGGACAUCGUCAAGGAGCUGGUCGCGCAUCCAGGAGUCUUCACGGUCAAAGGCCCCAUGUGUCGGUGGGGCAUGAAGCUCACGAACCCCCGCAAUGGCCAGGAGGAGUUCGUGCGCAAGGAGACCGGAUGGGUCACCAACCAUCCAGGCCUAGCCCGGAGGCUGCAGGGCACUUGCAGCAAUGUGGACGGCCGCGCGGAAUGGCAUCGCCACAUCACGCUCGUGGGCGGCAUCGCGCGGUUCGCGAAGGUCUAUCCACCGAAGUUGGUGGAGGCGGUGCUGGAGGAGCUCAAGGACACGCUGAAUGACGUGGGAGAGCUCAGCACCGCCCAGGUGCAGCAGUCGGGCCCAGUCCCUGUGGACGCGGCAGUGCCGCCCGGGGACUGGACGAGUUACUGGGACGACGUCAAUGGCGGCUACCUGGAGGCGGGCCUUGUGGCCCAGGCUCGCACGGUCGAGCGCGAGUGGGUCAAGAAGCAGGAGCUGAUCGAGAUCGUCCCGAGGUCUCAGGCUUUCGCCGAGACUGGGCGUCCGCCCAUCCCACUCAAGUGGGUCGACACGAACAAGGGUGACGCGGAGAGGCCCAACUACAGGAGCAGGCUCGUCGUGAAGGAGAUCAAGGCGAAGAAGCGCCCUGACGAGCAGCUGGAGGCGUCCGAGGUCUUCUCGGCCAUGCCUCCUCUGGAGGCCAUGCGGUCGCUGGUCUCGCUGAUGGUCACGUGGACGCGGGAACCACCGCUCCACAUUCAGGAGUCGCUUCGCAAGAAGGGCAGGAAGCCGGGCAACUUCAAGAUCGGCUUCUUCGACAUCAGCAGGGCGCACUUCUACGGGAAGGCGCAGCGGAGGAUCUUCGUGGAGCUGGAGGAGGAGAGUCGCAAGGAGUACGGCGAGGACAAGUGCGGCCUACUCCUCAAGUCCUGGUACGGCACGCAGGACGCCAGCAAGAUCUGGCAGGGCGACUACACGGAGCUGCUGGAGGAAAACGGCUACAAGGCGGGCGCGUCGUGCCCAGCGGUCUUCUACAAGGAGGUGGACGAGACGAGGCUGCUGGGGCACGGCGACGACUUCGCGGUGCUGGCUCAGCAGCAGGACAUCGACAGCUUCGAGGCCACGCUGGGCAAGAAGUACGAGUUUAAGAAGACUGCGAACCUAGGCUUCGACGAGGGCGAUGACAAGCAGGCGGUCUUCCUGAAUCGGGUCAUCGAGGUCAGUGCGGGAGUUCCGCCUGGCGGUGGCCGGCCCUGCCGGCACGCGAUGAUCGAGCCGGACAAGCGGCACGCGGAGAUCGUGAUCGACGAGUUGGGUCUCAGCAAGGCCAACGGCGUGGACGCGCCGACGGAGAAGCGCAGCGCCGACAAGCAGAUGAUGGAUGCGAAGUCGGCGGCGUUGGGAGCAGCGGAAGCUUCGCGCUUCCGAUCCCUCACCAUGAGGGUGGCCUACCUGUCUCAGGACAGGCUGGACUUGGCUGAGGCAUCGAAGACGCUCGCCAGGUCCAUGCAGACGCCAACGGAGGCGAGCUGGCUCAUGCUCAAGAGGGUUGGCCGCUACCUCAAGCGGCAUCCUAGCACGGUGACGGUUUUCACGGAGCAGAAGACGUUCGACAAGAUCCGGGUGUACGUGGACUCCGAUCAUGCAGGCUGUGCAGUCACGCGGAAAAGCACCGGAGGCUUCGUGGCGAUGCUGGGGCAUCAUGUAGUCAAGCACGGCAGUAACCUGCAGUCGACGGUUUCAUUGAGCAGCGGGGAGAGCGAGUACUACGCCCUGGUGAAGGGCGGGAGCGUGGGCCUAGGCCUUCACAGCCUCUUCGCGGAUUGGGGGCUGGACCUGAAGGUGGAGCUUGCCUCGGAUUCAUCGGCGGCCCGGGGCCACGUCCAACGGCGAGGUCUCGGGAAGAUGCGGCAUGUUCAAUCACGAUACUUGUGGAUCCAGGAGCGUGUGGGCAAGGGCGACCUCUCGAUCGCUGCAGUUCCUGGCAAGAACAAUGUCGCGGACGUGCUGACCAAGAGCGUGGGACAUCAAGUGAUGGAGUGGAUCGAAUCCAUGCUCCGCUACCUGUGGGGCUGGAUGAG